This is a messenger RNA of Metopolophium dirhodum (rose-grain aphid), 2026 nucleotides long. It is a transcript of the gene Dh31-R, whose product is annotated as calcitonin gene-related peptide type 1 receptor. Gene Ontology annotation, biological process: adenylate cyclase-modulating G protein-coupled receptor signaling pathway; cell surface receptor signaling pathway. Lineage: Eukaryota; Metazoa; Arthropoda; Insecta; Hemiptera; Aphididae. The record is from RefSeq and is a predicted model, not a curated record. Gene Ontology annotation, molecular function: calcitonin receptor activity. The transcript is spliced from 11 exons. Gene Ontology annotation, cellular component: plasma membrane. The coding region runs from base 390 to 1628 and encodes 412 amino acids.
UAUCAAGUCUGGGUUUAAUCUAUAUAUUUUUUUACUCAUUUCUUAUCAAAAAUGAUAAUAUUAUGUAUUUGUAGUUGUCAAUCUGUAUUGUACUCUACAGUUUCUCGCAUAUUCACGGAAUAAAAUAAUUUACGCUUAACAACACUAUGAAAACCGUCAGUUUUUGAAUUAAAAUACAAACUAUCGGAGUUUAUUAAAGGUUUCAAGUGUUUCAGUAUCACAAUAGUUGACUAAUGAGUGGAUAAGGUUUGAAAUUAUUUGCUAUGUUUAACCAAAACAAAUUAAAUGUGUGAAUAAUGAAGAAGUGGAAUCGUGACGUAUUAGCAAGUAUGAAUUGCUGUAAACCAAAAAUAGUUUAUGCAUGAAUUGGUUUGACUUUAAGACGCAAAAUGACUACAGAAAGUCCUACAGGAAUUUCAGCAGAAUUUCAAAAUCAUUUGCGAUCGGAAUGUGAACUCAAACUUAAUGAAACAGUUCACACACAUCUAAGUUCAAAUUUCUGCCGGGGGACGUUUGAUGGAUGGCUUUGCUGGGCAGAUACUGAAGCCGGAGUCACCGUUCACCAACCAUGUCCAGAAUUCAUUUCUGGAUUUGAUCCAACCAGAACUGCUUAUAAGAUUUGCAAUAAAAAUGCUACAUGGUUCAAGCACCCAAUAUCGGGUGCAGUCUGGUCCAACUACACAACUUGUAUUAACCAUGAAGAUUACAAUUGGACACAACAAAUCAAUACCAUCUAUCAAACCGGGUACUUGGUUUCAUUCAUUGCACUCCUGCUGUCGAUUGCCAUUCUUACCUAUUUCAAGUCUCUGAGAUGUGCACGCAACACAUUGCACACGCACAUGUUCACGUCGUUCGCUAUCAAUAACCUGCUAUGGCUGCUGUGGUACAGGCUGGUCGUCGAGCAUCCGUCAGUCGUACUUCACAACGGGUGGUGGUGUCAAAUACUACACGUUAUUCUGCACUACUUUUUGCUAACCAACUACGCGUGGAUGUUGGCUGAAGGUUUUUAUUUGCACACUCUUCUUGUGUUCGCCUUUACGUCCGAAGAUACUCUAGUCCGAUGGUCUUGGACGUUGGCCUGGUCAACGCCGUUGGUCGUCAUUUCUCUGUACACAUUACUACGAACUAUCUACGAUCACACGUCCGAGUGCUGGAUCAACGAGUCACCGUUCACGGAGGUGCUGGUGGUGCCCGUUUGCAUGUCGAUGGCUCUUAACCUGGUGUUCCUUUGCAACAUCGUCCGAGUUCUGUGGGUGAAGCUCCAGGCCGGCCCAUCUCAUCUGUCCAACAGCACGCCAUCACGAACGCUGUUGCAGGCGUUCAGGGCCACGCUUUUGCUGUUGCCUUUGCUAGGGCUCCACUACCUGCUCACACCGUUCCGGCCGCCCAAACAACAUCCCUGGGAACCGUUUUACGAGGUCGUGUCCGCUACCACGUCAUCAUUCCAAGGGCUCUGUGUAGCAACGUUAUUUUGCUUUCUAAAUGGAGAGGUCGUAGCGCAGAUCAAGAGACGGUGGCAAUUCAUGUUUUUCCGGACGAGGGCCAACUCGUACACAGCAACAACGGUCUCGGUACGUCAGUUUGUAAGAUCGACAGCAGGCCCAGGCGAUAACGAAGAUAAGGUUUAGAGGCAAGAUGUGGUCAUAAAUCGUCAUUUUUCAACGGAAUAUUAAUACCUUUUUUAAAAAAAAAAACCUAUACAGUAAAAGUACAUUAUAUAAUAAAUGAUAUGUGUGUACAAAUUUGGCACUGGUGCAGCUUCCAUUCACAACACAAUAAUUAACUUAUAUGAGUUUGUAUUUAAUGUUAUAAAUUUAUAAUUAUGAUUCCAUCUAAAAAAAAAUGUUUUAUUAUUAUUCAUAAUAAAACUAUUAUGUACAGUUAAUGUUAAAUAUUGUAUUUGUGUAGAUUAUAAAAGCAUAUAAACAGUUACCCUUAUACGUACAUAAUUAAAGCUCCAUAAAUAUUAUGUAAAUUAUACCUAUUUAUUAAAGCGAAUUAACAAUAUAAGUAUGUUUUGUUCAAA